Molecule: messenger RNA, 1278 nt
Organism: Prorocentrum cordatum
Lineage: Eukaryota; Dinophyceae; Prorocentrales; Prorocentraceae
Source: the annotation of a GenBank genome assembly
AGGUGCAGGCCUCCGAUGAUGGGCAGCUGGAGUUCCCGUGCCCGUUCUGCGGCGCGACGAACCAGAUCAUGUACUCGCGGAAGAAAGAGGCCUUGCUUCCGCCGGGCUUCAAGGUCGAGUACCCCUCGUGGUGGCAGAAGGUUCCCGCGGAGGGUGACAGCAGGAUGCUCCUGCCCGCGAAGCAGGAUCAGAUCGACGCCGUCCAGGAGCUGAUGGACCGCACGUGGAAGGACGUCACCACGCGGGACAGGUCUUACGGGAAGAUCCCGAAGAUGAAGGUUGUGCAGGUGCAGCAGAACCACAACCCGCGGCUCUGGAGGAAUUACGUUGUCGCCCGGGAGCACGUGCGAAAGCUCAUGAAGGAGGGCGACGAGCAGUGCGCCCUCACGUGGGAGGUGCAGAAGCAGGACGCCGCAAAGUUCGACUGCCUGGGCGACGAGGACCGCUCGGUCAACGAGUUCCUGCUGUUUCACGGGACCAAGCCCAGCGCGUGCCAGUCCAUCUGCGAGAGCGACUUCAUGGUCAACCUCGCCGGCAGCAGCGCAGGCACGCUCUACGGCAAGGGUGUCUACUUCGGCGAGAACAGCAGCAAGAGUGGCAUUCUGCGCCAUGCUGUUGUGCCGCGUCACGUGCGGCCGCAUGUACUACACUGACCAAGUGAAUCCAGACCACGAUGACAUCUAUGCCAAGUGCACUGGGCCGUCCCGGACACAUCACAGUGUCUUAGGAGACCGGCUGAAGGCCAGAGGCACGUACAGGGAGUUCAUCGUCUUCGACAACGACCUGGCGUACCCCGAGUACGUCGUCAUCUACAAGAGAGUGCUCUAGGGCGCCUCGGGCUGAGGACUUCUCCGACGACCCGCUGAGGCGAAGCGCCGAAGAGCGCCGCCGUUGCGUGUGCCCAUUUUCCAUUUUCACCGGCAUUUGCUCAGCCUGAAAUAGUCUUUCCUUGGAUGGACCUUGUCCCCCAUGCUGCACACGGGCUCUGCAUCUGCCGCGACGGCGUCAAAUAUCCCUUGCGCCUCCGGCGCGUCCUGCUUGUAUUUGCAUCAGCGGCACCUCCCCGUUAGAGGGGCGCUGAUUGCAGGUCCCCCCCCUCCUGCCACGAGAAUUGGUGGCGCGCAAAGUCAGGCAGGGCCAGAAGGGUCUCUGCUGCCUGUUCUGCCUCUCCUCGCGUGCGGACGGGUGUGCCCCUGGGCCGACGUGUCCCCUGCUGCAUUCCGUCCCCCUUUCUGGGCCUCCCUGGGCCUCGCGGGGGGCAUUUUGGGUGGCCACGCC